Scheffersomyces stipitis CBS 6054 is the source of this 771-nucleotide messenger RNA. RefSeq names its product 40S ribosomal protein eS1 (gene RSP3). Lineage: Eukaryota; Fungi; Ascomycota; Pichiomycetes; Serinales; Debaryomycetaceae. Gene Ontology annotation, cellular component: ribosome; cytosol. Gene Ontology annotation, biological process: translation. Gene Ontology annotation, molecular function: structural constituent of ribosome. The transcript has a single exon. The coding region runs from base 1 to 771 and encodes 256 amino acids. The record is from RefSeq and is a predicted model, not a curated record.
AUGGCUGUUGGCAAAAACAAAAGAUUAUCUAAAGGCAAGAAAGGAUUGAAGAAGAAGAUUAUCGACCCUUUCACCAGAAAAGAUUGGUUUGACAUUAAGGCUCCAUCGACGUUUGAGAACAGAAAUGUUGGGAAGACUCUUAUCAACAGAUCGACUGGUAUGAAGAAUGCGGCUGAUGGAUUGAAAGGACGUAUUGUGGAAGUUAAUUUGGCAGAUUUACAAGGAUCGGAAGAUCAUUCGUACAGAAACGUCAAGUUGAGAGUUGACGAAGUUCAGGGUAAGAAUCUUUUAACCAACUUCCAUGGCUUGAGUUUUACUUCUGACAAGUUGAGAUCUUUAGUCAGAAAAUGGCAAUCGUUGGUCGAAGCCAAUGUGACUGUAAAGACAGCUGAUGAUUAUGUCUUAAGAGUUUUUGCCCUCGCCUUCACCAAAAGACAGGCUAACCAGGUCAAGAAGACAACGUAUGCUCAGUCUUCGAAGUUGAGAGAAGUGAGAAAGAAGAUGUCUGAGAUCAUGCAACGAGAAGUUUCUGCUGUGACAUUGGCGCAGUUGACUUCUAAGUUGAUUCCAGAGGUUAUCGGCCGCGAGAUUGAAAAGUCUACUCAGACCAUUUUCCCGUUGCAGAAUGUUCACAUAAGAAAGGUCAAGGUGUUGAAGCAGCCCAAGUUUGACUUGGGAGCGUUAUUGGCUUUACAUGGUGAGAGUGGAGGUGAAGAAAAGGGCAGAAAGGUUAAUACUGGGUUUAAGGACGUGGUUUUGGAAUCCGUUUAG